AUGCUGAGGUUGUUCGCCGCGUCUGUGAUCUCCUCCCUGAAGGCGGCCGCGGAGGUGGUGGCGGCGCCCGCAAUGGCGACGAGGGCGACGGCGGCGACGGCAAUGGGGACGGAAGAGACGGCAAUGGCGACGGCGGCGACGGCAAUGGCGACGGCGGCGAUGGCAAUGGCGACGGCGGCGAUGAGUGGAGUUUGCUCUGAGAAAUUCAGCCCUCUGUCCAACCAGCAGAGACUAUCAGGUGGUUUUCAAUCUCAAUUGGCAUUUUGUCAGAAUUCAAAGCAGUCGAGUCGCCCUCGGUUGAUGUCUGUUCAUGCUGAGUACAGGGAUACCAGGGAGCUCUUCUACAGUUUUCAUCUUGAUGAUGUUCCAGCUGAAUCUGUGAUGCACAAGUGUAUUGUCCACUUCGUGCCUUUAAACAAGAAGUUACCACUUCGAUCGGAGCAUCCAGGUUUUAUUGUGCAAAAGGUUUAUGAUACUGUUGAGAGAAAGCUCUGGAAAUUAACUGACAAAGAUUAUGAAGACAGUAAACAGCAUGCGAUUGAUCUCCUGGUUCAGAAAACAGUCAAGCGUUUAGGAGAUCUUCCAGAUAUUGAGCCUGAAGAUGCUCCUGCUGAUGAUGCUGAUCAUUCAAUGAGUAAAAGGAACCUUGGUAAAAAGCGCAUGCACCCCAUUGAUGUCUCAAGAACUGAUGAUGCACCUCCGAGAUCUGACUAUCCGACAAGAUCAGAUACACCUGGAAGCUGUACACAGUAUAGAGCAAUCCUAGCAAAAUUCAAAGCAUUGACUGGUGAUUCAUAUCGUGAUAAGUGGUUGGAUAAACUUCUACAAGGAAUUAAAGCAGCAUGUUCAAAAGUAGAUGCAUCAGCUGAGGAUGAAAGAACAGGAAAUGGUGUUUCAAAUCAUAACACAACUGGUAGCAACACUGAAGAUGCUGCCGUGGGUUCCAAUUCUUCUGGAAGAAUUUGCUGGCCGGAUGAUGCUGUCCCAGCAAUAACUGCCCUUGAGAGAGCUACACAUGAAACUCUGGCUUCUGAUUUUCAGAAAUAUAACCAGAAAAUGAGGCAGUUGGAUUUCAAUCUCAAGAACAAUGUGAUGUUAGCUAGACGCUUACUGAAUAAUGAAUUGGACCCUGUAGUUAUUCUGAACAUGUCUCCCAAGGAACUGAAGGAUGGUUUGCUUGCUGAAGAAAAAACAGCAACAGAACCGGAAGAGUCCAAACAAUUGCAGAUGACUGAUGCUCGAUGCUCAAGAUGCAUGGAGAAGAAAGUAGGGAUUGCUGACAUUAUCCAAGCUGGAGGUCAAGGUGAUAGAUAUCAGGUGUGCACAUAAUUAUGGUUUCUGUUU
This is a messenger RNA of Phoenix dactylifera (date palm), 1344 nucleotides long. Lineage: Eukaryota; Viridiplantae; Streptophyta; Magnoliopsida; Arecales; Arecaceae. The record is from RefSeq and is a predicted model, not a curated record.